Molecule: messenger RNA, 1131 nt
Organism: Aspergillus novofumigatus IBT 16806
Lineage: Eukaryota; Fungi; Ascomycota; Eurotiomycetes; Eurotiales; Aspergillaceae
Exons: 2
Coding region: 1-1131 (376 amino acids)
Source: RefSeq, a predicted model, not a curated record
AUGGGCAAUCCCAUCAGUUUGUUCCUCAAGGGGCUUGUUUUCCCCUUAAAAUUCAUAGUGAAUAUCCUAGCGCGUGUCACUGACUUCCUCGAGGGAAAGGAAUUGUAUGGGUUAGACCAUGCUAUCCUAAGUGUGGAGGUCCCUCCAGCCAGAGGAAUGUGGAUGAAUAUGGGGUAUUGGAAGCACACGAGUCAUUUCCCCGAAGCUUGCGAAGCCCUAUUAGAGCAAGUCCUGAUCACAGCAAAGCUUUUGAAUGAAGAUCGAACACCAAUCACGUUCGAUGCAGACAAUAAUACCAAAUCAGAAUCAUUUCUUCAAGAAAUGAAAUUGGUUGAUGUGGGAAUGGGCUGUGGCGACCAGUCUCUCUACUUAACCAGGCAACUGUUUAGGACGACUGACAUUCCCACUGCUUCUAAAUGUAGCAUGCAAGAAGCUCAUUCACUCCGGCCACUCUUCGACUCAUAUGUUGGUCUCACAGUCGUAAAUUCUCAAGCAGAUUUUGCCAGAGAUCGACUUUCGCAGGUUCGAUCUAUCACGGACCUCGAAGGAACUACUCAGGAAACAACAGACGUGAAGAUCUUUGCUGCCAACGCAGCGGAUCCUUCUUCAUGGGAAUCGAGCCUUAAACGCGCUAUUUUCGGUCAGAGCGUAAAAGGGGAGCCGAUACAAGAGUGCAUGAAGAAAACUCAUACAUGGCUAUUAGCGCUUGAUACGUUGUAUCACUUCCAACCCUCUCGUGAUCGGUUGUUCAAAUGUGCGUACCAAGAUAUGCAAGCCUCUAUAAUGGCAUUUGAUCUCCUGCUUUCAGAUCAAGCCACGCCUUGGGAGAGGUUUGUAUUGCGCUUGAUGUGCCUGGUGGCUGGGAUGCCAUAUGGAAACUUCGUCACAAAGACAGGGUAUAAAAGAAUUCUGACGCAGGCCGGGUAUGAGAGUACCCUGAUCGAAAUGCGGGAUAUUUCGGAACAUGUCUUUCCUGGCAUAGCAAAUUUUCUGAGGAAACAGGACGCCGAGUUAAGCAAGUACGGGAUGACCAUAGGCAGGUACAAGGGGGCAGCAAAUGCUUUCGACUGGUGGGGUCAGACCGGAGUAGUCAGAGGAGUUAUUGUUGUGGCACGAGGGCAGAGAACCUAG